This is a messenger RNA of Cryphonectria parasitica EP155, 718 nucleotides long. RefSeq lists its product as uncharacterized. NCBI's taxonomy places the organism in Eukaryota, Fungi, Ascomycota, Sordariomycetes, Diaporthales, Cryphonectriaceae. Gene Ontology annotation, molecular function: RNA binding. The annotation marks the transcript as partial. The record is from RefSeq and is a predicted model, not a curated record. The transcript is spliced from 2 exons.
CUCACUCACUUACACAAUUCAUGACAACAACCACUGAGGACUAACAUACCUCCUUCAUGGCACUGAAUUAACCUUUCUAGACUGGUUCAUUCGGCGACACUUUCACAAGUUCUUUUUUUUCUCCAGCCGACUUCAGACGCAAACACCCCGGCUACUUCCUCAUCAAAGAAACGAUGGCACACAAGCUCGAUGCCGUCGACAUCCCCUCCUUCGCCGCCACGCAGCUCGCCCUCCUUGCUGCCGAGCAGGCCUCCGAGAUCGCGGAGACGUCGACCCUCAUCUCAGCCCACGCCCCGUCCUCGCUCCAGCGUGCCGGCGUCGCCCUCACCAACCUAGUCGUGUCCUCGCGCCGCACCGGCCUCGGUGGUAAGACUGUCAUCGAGCUCGCACCGGACCCAGCUGUGUCUUCGUCCCCCUCCUCAGGUGGUGGCGGAGGCUUCGAGCUGCCUGAGCACGGGAUCAGGACGGGUGACAUUGUUCUGGUCAGCGAGCAGCCGGCGGGCAGCGCCAAGAAGCGUGAGGUGAAGGAGCUGGAGAGGAAAGGGGCCAAGGGGGUUGUCACUAGGGUGAGGAGGGAGGAUAUUGGGGUCGCGCUGGAUGGGGAAGGAGACGAGGGUGGUGGACUGGGGGGGAGGGUCUGGUGUGUCAAGGUGGCUGAUGAUGUUACCUUUAAGAGGAUGAACCAGACGAUGGAGAAACUGCAGGCCAUGGGCGAGUC